This is a messenger RNA of Paramacrobiotus metropolitanus, 2124 nucleotides long. RefSeq names its product tRNA selenocysteine 1-associated protein 1-like. The coding region runs from base 192 to 1241 and encodes 349 amino acids. The record is from RefSeq and is a predicted model, not a curated record. The transcript has 9 exons. Gene Ontology annotation, molecular function: RNA binding. NCBI's taxonomy places the organism in Eukaryota, Metazoa, Tardigrada, Eutardigrada, Parachela, Macrobiotidae.
UUUUAAAAAUUUUUAAAAGGGUUUUCUUUUCUUUACGAAUCAGUUUUCCAUUGUUCAGAUUAUAUUUUGCAUGAAUAUCCGAGCGAUUUAAUUUGCUUUUUAUUGGCAGUACAGCAGACAUCUUCGAAUCUCGAAGUGAAAUUUAUUGUUUGCUGCGUCCUGUGUCGAGUCGACUUGAACAAGAAAUUACCAUGUCGACCAAUGUGCUGUGGGUUGGAGAUCUCGAUCCUUUAAUGGAUGAUUUAUUUCUGCGCCGAGCUCUAGCGCAGUUUGCGGAUCAUGUCCUCAGUAUCAAAAUUAUCAAGAACAAACAAACUGGAGCUUCCCAAGGAUAUGGCUUUAUAGAAUUCAGAGACGACGGAAGUGCUCUAAAGACGUUGCAUUCCUUAAACGGCAAACCCAUGCCCGGGACAGCACCUCCGAAACGAUGGAAGUUGAACAUGGCUCAUCAAGGCAGAGAUAAUCCUCUGCUACCAGACUUCGCCAUUUUCAUUGGAGAUCUGGAAUACAGCGUAGACGAUCUGCAGUUAUUUAAUUUUUUCAGUGCUAGAUUUUCAUCAGUGAAGUCAGCCAGAGUGGUUGUGGAUGAGCAUGGCGACAGUCGUGGUUAUGGCUUCGUUAGGUUCGCUGAUGAGAACGAUCAGCAGCGAGCGCUGACCGAAAUGCAGGGUGUCAUCAUCGGCACCAAGCCCAUCCGCGUCAGUAUUGCCGCGCCGAAAAAUGUGAAGCAAAGUUUUUGCAACCAGUCGAUGAGUUGGAAUGGAGUUGGGGUGAAUAGGUGUGCUCCCCCUGGUUUGGUUUCUGAUUGGGUUCGUAAAAUGGGCCAGACUCCGGAGCAGCAACAACAAAUGACCUCGGAGCAGUUGACUAAUUACUACGCGUCCUAUCUCCAGUAUCAUUCCUACUAUCAACAGUGGCAGCAGCAGAUGAACGUCAACUAUGAACAGUAUUACAAACAGUACUAUCCUGGUUACUAUGGAGCGCAGAUGCCGGCCAUGCCCGGAGUACCACCAGCAGCAGUUGCUGGAUUUUCCUCUGUCACAGAUGCCAGCAUGCGGCCAGCGGCGCCCACGCAACACGCACCUGUCCCUGCUGAAGAUGCUCUUAUACCGCACGAUCAGAAAAAGAUUGACACAUCGAUGAAUAGCGCAAGGAGGUUUAUUGAGAAAAGCAAGGAGUUUGAUCGCACUUACGAUGAAGUAUGGUGGAAAUAUCCGGCAGCCACAUCGUUGUAUGACUGAGGAGGAUAACAAGUUUUGCUGCUCCUGAUUAACAUUGCAGCCGUACGUAUUCUGGCACGACUUCGUACAGAGCAAAGAAAAAUGAAAAACCAGUUUCUGAGAGGAACUGAAUGAACCGGAAGCCAUUGAUACAGAAACCACAGAAAUAAUUAUCCAGAAAGAACAGUAAACACUGUUUACUAAACACGUUGCAAAUCAGCGUUACUCGUCAUCAUCUCGUCAAAAAUCUGUCACUUUUACGUGCGAAUGUCGCAAAAUUUAUCGUACACGUAACCGGCAGUAAGAUAUCCUACUGCAGCUCCACAUGCAAUUCCCGCACCUCCAGCAUGGAUGACUCCCAGUGGUCCCGGGACCAUUUCGCGUGCGGCCAUCUUCGCGGUAAUUAUUCCUGCUAAAUGCUAAUCCACCACCGAAUCCUCCGAAGAGUAUUCCAUCUGCCUGCGCUUUGAUCUCGGAUUGUUCGGAAAACUUGGCAUUCACGACACCCAUAACGAUGCCACCCACGUACCCUACAGCUGCACCGGCGACACCUCCGAGUCGGACCACAGCUGGAUUCGCCAGCAUUUUCAUGGUUAAUAUUUUCUGCUGAAGAUCCAAUACUGAAAAAAACGGUGUACAAGAACAGACGGUUGUCUUUAAUCAGUUUAACGAAUCUGCAUUCUGCAUCGAUCGCAGCGAGAUGAUGCAAUAAUUAAGGUGAUGUCGAUGGCAAAUUUUUGUCUGUACUCUGUAUACAAAAGGUGUACUUAGAUCUAGGAGUGUAGAGUAACACUUUUCCAAUUCCUCAAACCAGGCAUUUCCAUUCCAGUAAUAUUAUGGGAGCUCGCUUAAUUGUUAAAUUGUUCCCUCACGCGCGAACUGGGACCGUUUUUUCCAUUUAACC